CACCGCCAUCCAAAUGACAACAAACAAAACGAAAUUGAGAAUUUCCAACUUUCUUCAGCAAGAUUUUUGAAUAAAAAUCAAAUAAUUGAAAGCUUUUUUCUUCGUAAAAUUAACCACAGUUUCAUUUUGAAGUUAUGAAAUAUCCAAGUAGCUUUUAUGAUGUCGCGAUGUUCGCCGGAAGACAGAGUAAUAAUUUGUUCAGAGAACACCAAAAGUGAUUAUAAAGUCACAUCGUUGGAAAUAUCAUCUCAUGCUGAAAAACUUGGUGUUGAUUGCACAACAGAACGUCAUUUGUUUCCUAUUGUUUUACAAGGGCUCAUUCAUCCUUUACCUACAAAUUGGAUUCCUUGUUAUGAUAAAAAACUCGGAGAAUUUUUCUAUUACAACGUAAAAAACGGAUUUUCUCAGUGGGAACAUCCCAUCGAUGAGCAGUACAGAAAUCUAAUAUUAAAAAUUAAAAACGAAUAUGACGGAAAUUUGAACGAAUUCCUGCGAAGUGAAGAAAAUUUGGAUAUGCUUCCGUUGCGACAAAAUAGAAAACCACAGUUGUUACCCAUAAAGCAACUUUUGAAGUAUAAAGAUGAAGAGAAAUCCGCCACAGAUGAUAAAAUCUUCAAACCUGAUCUACAUCCUUCUCUCAAAAUGAAAAACGAUGCUAGUCCUAGUUAUAAGAAAUCAGUUUCCUUUAUUACUAAUGACUUCCCUUCAGAAAAAGAUGUCCAAUUUUUUGAUACGGGGCAUGAGAAACGUAUAGAUAAAAUUUUUAACCUCAAUGACGCUUGGAGUUCAAAAACUGUCGAUACAUGGAGGGAAAGUGACGAUUUUCAUACUUUCGAUGAACACGAUCGGUCUAGUCCAGAGGAUAAUAAUAAGCCUGAAAUUUCACCAUUGAGUAAGAAUUUAAAUAAGAAGAUUACUUCGCUGAAACAAUCGUUCAAUCAAAUCAAAUCGAAUACCGAAACCCAACCUUCCAGUAAUUUUAAACGUUUGCAUAUAAAUUUGCGACACCCCGAUUCGCUCCUAUUUUCUGAUAGCAAUCACGAUGAUACAACGAAAAAUAUCCUCUCACCGUCUCCUAGCUCGGAAUUAGUUUCUGAAGAAGAAGAAAGUCCUCAUAAUGUGUUGACAAAUAUUACCGAGUCCGGAAUCGAUGUUAAUACCGUGACCGAUUUACAGAAAUUGAAAGCUAGAAGCAAAUUAAGUAAUCAAAAUAGUGAUGUGAACAAGCAAAUCUAUCGUAUAAUUGAUACGACAUUGUGUUCAGCCAUGGCCGAAGUUGAACAGAAUUUGAACGAUAAAUUUGAAGGGAAAAUUACCGAAGAAAUCGCCAAGUUGAAAAAACUUUAUAGAGAUAGAUUGGAAUCGAACAGCAAUAAUUCUGUCCCGAAUACCCAGCAGCAAAAUAAUUACGAAAUCGUUGUAAAGGAAACCCAAGAAAAAUACAACAUCUUCAAAGAAGAAAUUGAAAACGAGAUGAAAAAAAAUUAUACUUCAUUGGAAGAAUUACGAAAUACUUAUCACUCAGAAAUCAAUAAACUCAAGGAAAGUUUGAACGAAUGUUUGAAAAUUUUGGAAAACGAAAAAGAACGUACGAAGAAUACGGACCAUCUGCAACAACGAUUACAGAAUUUAAUGGAUGAAAAAUUAAAUAAUGUUGAACAAAGUUUGAGUAAAAAAAUGAAAAAUCUUGAAACAAAACAAAAGAAUGAACUGGAAGCAUUUAAAAUGGAAAAAGAAACAAAAAUAACGCAACAUUACGAGUCAUUUAUGGAAGAAUAUCGGAAGAACUCUGAGAAACUAUGGCAAGAAAAUUCGAGAACUGUCGUUUUAGGAGUUUUGAAUGAAUUAUUCACUCGGGAAAUUGGAAGCGAUGAUUCGUUAUUUCUGAAUUUUAAGAAAUUCGUGGUCAAUUUAUUAAAAGAAAAUCAAACGAAAGAAAACACUGAACACACUAGUAGAAAAACUAUCGCCACCCAAACGGAUAACGCAUUUAAUGAUGAAAUAUUAGUUCUGAAAGAAAAUAUUGAAGAAAUUUCCUCUUCCAUAAAACACCUGACUGAAGAAAUACCAUAUUCCAAUAGAAACGAAAGCAAGAAAACCAUCAAACAGAAUUCGGAUGAAAUAUUUUUCAAUAAGAACGCUACGAAGAAAGUUCAUCCAAAUUAUACGUCAAUUCCAUAUAAAGUGGAGUUGUACAAGACAGAUUUCAGUCCGUUUGAGGAAUUUUCGUCACAUAUUGAUGAAGAAUUGGAUCGUUACAGAAAAAAGUAUUUAUCGAAUCCGAAGUGGUUUGGAUAUCAAAAUAGUACAUAAGAAUGUAUACAUUUUUCUUUCAUUAUUUUUCAAAAAACUGCUUUUUUAUUGAAAAAUUUAUUGAUGAUGUAUCUACCUACUUGAUUUACUGUAAUAAAGUUUUUAAGAAUAA
Messenger RNA from Planococcus citri (citrus mealybug), 2425 nucleotides. RefSeq names its product centrosomal protein 164 (gene Cep164). The transcript is spliced from 15 exons. The coding region runs from base 157 to 2313 and encodes 718 amino acids. Gene Ontology annotation, molecular function: protein binding. NCBI's taxonomy places the organism in Eukaryota, Metazoa, Arthropoda, Insecta, Hemiptera, Pseudococcidae. The record is from RefSeq and is a predicted model, not a curated record.